Messenger RNA from Pseudopipra pipra, 943 nucleotides. Its product is annotated as class II histocompatibility antigen, B-L beta chain-like. Gene Ontology annotation, cellular component: membrane; MHC class II protein complex. Gene Ontology annotation, biological process: immune response; antigen processing and presentation. The transcript is spliced from 4 exons. NCBI's taxonomy places the organism in Eukaryota, Metazoa, Chordata, Aves, Passeriformes, Pipridae. The record is from RefSeq and is a predicted model, not a curated record. Bases 83 to 943 code for a protein of 286 amino acids.
AGCCAAGCCCAGCGCGCCCCAAACCCCCAAAACGGCGCCGCCCGGCUGGUUUGGGGCUGUCAGCAGCUGUCCGGCGCUGGGCAUGGAGCGUGUGCGGGGAGCUGGGGCCGUGCUGGCGGUGCUGGUGGUGCUGGGAGCCCCCCCGGCUGCGGGCGAGGAGCUGUCGGGGGUGUUCCAGAGGAUCACAAAACGCGAAUGUCACUUUAUCAACGGCACCGAGCGGGUGAGGCUCCUGGAGAGGUACAUCUACAACCGGGAGCAGCUCCUGCACUUCGACAGCGAUGUGGGGGUCCAUGUGGAGGACACCCCGCAUGGGGAGAAGUUUGCCAGGAGCUUGAACAGCCAAAAGGAAUAUAUGGAGUACACACGGUCAGCUGUGGACUGGUACUGCCGGCACAACUACAGGGUCGUCACCCCGUUCACCGUGGAGAGGAGAGUGCCCCCCAGCGUGUCCAUCUCGCUGGUGCCGUCGAGCUCCCAGCCCGGCCCCAGCCGCCUGCUCUGCUCCGUGAUGGAUUUCUACCCUGUGCCGGUGCAGGUGAGGUGGUUCCAGGAUGGGCAGAAGGUGCUGAAGGACGUGGUGGUCACCGACAUGGUCCCCAACGGGGACUGGACCUACCACGUGCUGGUGAAGCUGGAAAUCCCCCCCCGGCGCGGGGUCACCUACAGCUGCCAGGUGGAGCACGUCAGCCUGGAGCACCCCCUCAGCCGGCACUGGGAGAUGCCACCAGACACCGUCCGCAGCAAGAUCCUGGUGGGGGUCGGGGGCUUCGUCUUGGGCUUGGUCUUCCUGGCGCUGGGGCUCGGCUUCUACCUGCGGGAGAAGGUAAAGGGGGGUCCCCAAAGGGGGGGCGUGUCCCCCCCUUGCUCUCCCACAGCCUCUGGGCCUCCCCUGCCCCCCACCCCGCUCUCACCCCCUUUUCUCUCCCCACAGAGCUCCUGA